AUGUUCCUUGGCUCUAGUCAAGAUUUCGCGGGAUGACUCUCCAAUAUAGAAGGGAUUACAAUCGAUACAACGCAAUUUGUAGACGCCGUUCUCUGUGGACAUGAACGAGAUUUGAUCUCUUAAGCGAACUAAAGUAUUUCGAAGUGUGUUUGUUGUUUGUCUGUAUUGUUUUAAGAUUCUUUGGAGUUCUUCUGUUCUGCCAUGACGGUAUGGAUGACUCUUCAAUAUAGAAGGGAUUACAAUCGAUACAACGCAAUUUGUAGACGCCGUUCUCUGUGGACAUGAACGAGAUUUUAUCACUUAAGCGAACUAAAGUAUUUCGAACUGUGUUUGUUGUUUGUCUGUGUUAUUUUAAGAUUCUUUGGAGUUCUUCUGUUCUGCCAUGACGGUAUGGUAAAACUGCAUCACCAAUCAAUGGCAUUUCAUUCGAAUUAUUAUUAAAACUCAUUAAAUCAUCUUGUUUUAAUAUACUUCUGAUAAUCUUCACAGGAAAAUUAUUAAAUUGUAAGAUACUAAUUACAUUCUUCUGUUCUUUAUGUUUGUCUUCUUCUGAUGUGAUGAUCUUGUUAGCUCUUCUAAAGAAAGAUUUAAGGCUAACGAGAUCUUAACACUGGAAGGAUUUGUUGAAUGCAAGUCAAUAUAUGACAUUAACUUGUUCAGACCUGUUUUAUUUUAUUGAUCACACAAUAUUCUUGGAUUGUUACGUUGUACUAUUUAAACUUGGAUUAAUUUUAAUUUGCUUAUUUAUUUACUCUGAAGAAAUGGCUUACACUAAGUGACGAAACGUCAGAAAAUCUAAUUGUUCUACUCAUUGGGAUAUCUACAAAUAUAUUACUUUUAUUUAUUUAUAACAAUCUACCCAAUGCUCAAUUUAUUCGAAAUGAUCAAAUCAAAUCUUGGUAAUGAUAUUCUGUUACUUAUUUCAGAUGUCGAGUCCAACCAUCUUGAGGAUUUAAUACAAACAAAUAAUGGUCUAUAUUUUGUGAAUUUAAAAGCAAACAUUUCUCGAGAAGAAAGCAAGUGACUGUGGUUUUCUUCUUUGUUGUUUAAUUUUACAGACUAUAUAUUCAUACAAUGAAACGUUUUCAUAACAUACACAUUGUUACAUACUACUUAAAUGAAGAAUUCGAUCCAUUCGUUUGUAUCUAAGGGCUUCUAUUAGACAAAUUUAUAUAAGUGUUCUGUAAUGUAAUGAAUUGAAUAAGUCUAUUAAAAUAAAAUUGUUAUAACUUGUGAACCUGCGUACCCUGUUAUUGUAUAACGCAGCAAUACCGCCGAUGAAAGAGCAGAGAAUUAUCGAUCGGAUCAAUGAUGUGUAAAACACGUGCGAGCAGGCUAGAAUCCUGAUUGGUCCCACUUCCCUGUCUAGUCAAGCCAGUUGAGUCCAGAACACCAGUCUCAGCCUCUGCAAUAUGAAUCAUUAUAUUGCAAACAUACUCAGUUUAUAUACCAAUCAAACCGACCACAAAGUACCAUAAAAUAGAAAAUAACAUGUGUAAAAUAUAUAACAGAACUCAUUGUCAUUUACAAAAGAAAAUCAUUUGAAUCUUCAGUCAUAAACGUCAUAAUAAACCUCAAUAUCGUUUGUGUGUGUGGUUAACCUUUAGAUCGGAUGAUCAAUUUCAUACGGACUAUCAGAGACUGUAACAAUCAAAUAACAACUUUGAAAGGUAAUUUGAUUAUUCAAUCUUUUUACAUUACUGAAAUUAAAAUCAAAGUAAAAUGAACACAACUAGUGUGUAUAUAUCUAGAUUGAAAUAAGGUUUGUUUAUUUGAAUCUGAAUCUGGUGAUACUUCACAAGGAUUCAAUCCGUGAUAGGCUGUAAUCAUUUGAUGUGAAUAUGUAAGUGCACAUGGUUGACUCACAUGCCAAUCUUAGAAACAAAGUUAGUUCAUACACUUAAUUGCCUACAAACGUGCUACUUGUAACGUUUGUCAAUGCACCCAUUUUCUUGAUAACUGCGACUAGUAUGAUAAAUUAAGAAUAGAAAAUUCUAGUUGUUGUUGUUGUUGAUGUCCCAUUUCCUUUGACCGAUUGAAUGAUAAACUAUUGAUCCAGCUUGCUAGUAUUGUCCAUGAAUACCAUUAGUAGAAUGUGUCAUUGAUGUUGUAACAUCAAACCAUAAUUCAUUUUAUUUCUGUUAAAUCACAUUAUAAAUAAGUGGAAUACAACACACUCUUAUGUUUGAAAUGUAACUAGAUCACCUUAUUCUUCAACCAAGUUAUUCUACAUGAUCGUGUUUAUUUCAGAUGAAAUCAAAAAUUCCGAUCCAAAUGGAAUGAAGAAUAUCGAUGAGUGUAUGUGUAAAAAUAAUUGAAUUCUUUAAUGACAUUCAUGAUUCUAGACAUUAGCUGCAGAAGUAACUAUUUCACUGGUGAUGCAGCCAUUUAUGCUUGGUCUCAUAUACGAGAAAUGCAGGCAAAUUACAGGCGACAAUAUCCGCAAGUUUACUUGACUUCACCGGAACUGAUUGCAUGUUUUCAAGAAAUUGUUAAAGAUUAUAAAAAAAUGAAAACGGAUCACAGUGAAACAAUUUGUAAUGAGUGGAUACCAUACAGAACGAACGGUAUAAGAGAAAUAGAUCAGAUUAUUCGUUGGAAAUAUUAUGAUGUCGAAGAAUUGAACAUUAAGUUCUUUAACCAUAGAUUUCUAUCACAAACAAUCAAAUUGACAAGUGAAUAUUCAAAGUAAAUGAAUUUGGAUUUGGGAAUGAUGAUCUGGACUUCACUCAUUUUUUAUUUACUCAUAUGUUGUAACAAUUAAUUUACUGUCAAAAUAACAAAUCACAAAUUCCCUUUUUCAUUAACAAUAUUAACCGUUAAUAUGAAUUAAUUAUUAGUUAUUCAUGAUCAUCACAUUGGUGCAAUAAAGGAUCGUAAGGUCUGAAGUUGAAUGUCUAUAAAUCUGUGUUUACUUGCAAUGAGAAUUUGACUAGUAGUUGAUGGAAAUGAGAAUAGUGUCCAGAACAUGGUGAAUAAAAACGAUGGAUAAAUAGCAUUUCUGAAAAUGACGACUGAUUUCUGUAAAUCACCGUGUUCACUGCAAUUUACUCAUCCCAUUCCACAUUCUGAAAUUAAUAUAGUAUGAACAGGCCUGGUUCAGAUGCAGAUGUAAAGGCGAGGAUUGGCAAAGCAAGGGCCUCAUUUCUACAAUUGAAGAACAUAUGGAACUCAAAUCAACUGUCAACCAAUAUCAAAGUCACAAUCUUCAAUACGAACGUCAAGGCAGUUCUACUGGACGAAGCUGAAACUUGGAGAACUACUACAACCAUCAUCAAGAGGGUAUACGUAUUCAUAAAUGGUUGUCUAAGCAAGAUAGUCAACAUCCAUUAGCCGGAUACCAUCUGCAACAGUGUUCUCUGGAAGAGAACAGACCAGCUUCUAACUGAAGAAGAAAUUAGGAAAAGAUGAUGGAAAUGGAUAGGACAUACAUUACGCAAAUCAUCAAACUACAUCACCAGUCAAGCCCUAACUUGGAAUCCUGAAGGGAAGCGGAAAAGAGGAAGACCAAAGAACACAUUACGUCGAGAAACAGAAGCAUAUAUGAAAAGGAUGAAUAGGAACUGGAAAGGAUUGCCCAGGACAGCGUUGGAUGGAGAAUGCUGGUAGUUGGCCUAUGCACAUUCACGAGGAGUAACAGGAGUAAGUAAGUAAGUAAGUAAGUAAGUAAGUAAGUAAGUAAGUAAGUAAGUAAGUAAGUAAGUAAGUGUCCUUUCACUUUGAGUUUUUCUAAACUGAUCGUUUACUAGAAUUAAAACAAACAUUCGACAAGUAUCGAAAUUAAAAUCGGGACUCGGACACAGUACUGCUCACGUUAAAUGACUAACACCUCAUUCACUACUAUGUCCGAAGGAUUAGUACCGGCUAAUGCAACGAAUGUCUGCAACACAACCAAGCCAUUCCACUGCACUGUAGCCUGGCUAAUUAAAGAUAGAAGACCACAUUCAGUCGGGAAAACAUUUCUUCUACAAGCGGUUCGAAAGAACGAACGAACAAGGACUCAACUCACGCGAAUAUACGAAAUACAAAAAUGCCCAUGAAAAACGUCACAAAAUAGCACACUGCAAGAGAAGUUGAAACAGUGACGUCCAAGGUCCUUUCAGAUAGGAAACACAAACUGAAUGUAAAAAUGAGCGUUUUUCGAUAUGAAAAUAGGAAAUGAGAAUUUACGCGAAUAAAUUACAAAAAUCAAAGUUUCACCAUGUAAUUUCUGGACAUCUAGCCUCCUCAAAAUCCACUGAGCAACUAAGAUCAACUAGGUCCGAGUCGCUAUGUUAAAAU
Molecule: messenger RNA, 4281 nt
Organism: Schistosoma haematobium
Lineage: Eukaryota; Metazoa; Platyhelminthes; Trematoda; Strigeidida; Schistosomatidae
Exons: 7
Coding region: 2327-2692 (121 amino acids)
Source: RefSeq, a predicted model, not a curated record